AUGCUGUGGCACGCACUUCGCAGAUUUGGUCAAAAGCUGGUACGGAGACGUACCCUGGAGCCUGGCAUGGCAGACACUCGCCUUGCCAGAUGCCUGAGCACUCUGGAUUUGGUGGCCCUGGGUGUGGGCAGCACGUUGGGUGCAGGCGUGUAUGUCUUGGCUGGCGAGGUGGCCAAAGAUAAAGCUGGACCAUCCAUUGUGAUCUGCUUUUUGGUGGCCGCUCUAUCUUCUGUGUUGGCUGGACUGUGCUAUGCGGAGUUUGGUGCCCGAGUUCCCCGUUCUGGUUCUGCGUAUCUGUACAGCUAUGUCACCGUGGGUGAACUCUGGGCCUUCACCACUGGCUGGAACCUCAUCCUCUCCUAUGUCAUCGGUACAGCCAGUGUGGCCCGGGCCUGGAGCUCGGCUUUCGACAACCUGAUUGGGAACCACAUCUCUCGUACCCUGCAAGGGAGCAUCUCACUGCAUGUUCCCUAUGUCCUCGCAGAAUAUCCAGACUUCUUUGCUCUGGGCCUUGUGUUGUUGCUCACCGGAUUGCUGGCUCUGGGGGCCAGUGAGUCAGCCCUGGUUACCAAAGUGUUCACAGUGGUGAACCUUUUGGUUCUUGGUUUUGUCAUCAUCUCUGGCUUCAUUAAGGGGGACUUGCACAAUUGGAAACUCACAGAAGAGGACUACAAACUGACCGUGGCUCGACUCAAUGACACUUAUAGCCUGGGCCCUCUGGGCUCUGGAGGAUUUGUGCCUUUCGGCCUCGAGGGGAUUCUCCAUGGAGCAGCUACCUGUUUCUAUGCAUUUGUUGGUUUCGACUGUAUUGCUACCACUGGCGAAGAAGCUAAGAAUCCCCAACGUUCCAUCCCCGUGGGCAUUGUGAUUUCACUGUUGGUCUGCUUUUUGGCAUAUUUUGGUGUCUCUUCGGCACUUACGCUUAUGAUGCCUUACUACCAGCUUCAACCUGAGAGCCCCUUGCCGGAGGCCUUUCUCCACACUGGAUGGGCCCCUGCCCGCUAUGUUGUGGCUAUUGGAUCCCUCUGUGCUCUUUCUACCAGCCUCUUGGGCUCUAUGUUCCCCAUGCCUCGGGUGAUCUAUGCGAUGGCAGAGGAUGGCCUCCUGUUCCGUGUCCUCGCCAGGAUCCACAGCGGCACACACACCCCCAUCGUGGCCACUGUGGUCUCUGGCAUUGUUGCAGCAUUCAUGGCAUUCCUCUUUGAGCUCGCUGAUCUUGUGGACCUUAUGUCAAUUGGGACCCUGCUUGCUUACUCCCUGGUGGCUGUUUGUGUCCUCAUCCUCAGGUAUCAGUCUGAGGUGAAGAAUGAGGAGGAUCAGGUGGAGCUGCAGGAGGAGAAGACAGCUGAAGCCGAGAAGCUGACCCUACAGGGACUAUUUUGUCCACUCAACUCCAAUCCCACUCCACUCUCUGGCCAAGUUGUCUAUGUUUGCUCCUCAUUGGUUGCUCUGCUGCUGACUCUUCUUUGCCUGGUGCUGACCAAGUGGCCUGUUCCACUGCUUUCUGGAGACCCAGUGUGGACUGCAGUGGUUGUGCUGCUCCUGAUGCUCAUUACUGGGAUCACUGGGGUCAUUUGGAGACAGCCACAGAGCUCCACUCCCCUUCACUUUAAGGUACCUGCUUUGCCUCUUCUCCCACUAAUGAGCAUCUUUGUGAAUGUUUACCUUAUGAUGCAGAUGACAGCUGGCACCUGGGCCCGAUUUGGGGUCUGGAUGCUGAUUGGGUUUGCUAUCUACUUCGGCUAUGGGAUGCACCACAGCCUGGAAGAGGUUAAGAGUGACCAACCUCCACUCAAGUCUAGAGCCAAAACUUUAGACCUUGAUCUCAGCAGUGCCUGUACACCUUCGAUUUGA
Puma concolor (puma) is the source of this 1854-nucleotide messenger RNA. Lineage: Eukaryota; Metazoa; Chordata; Mammalia; Carnivora; Felidae. The record is from RefSeq and is a predicted model, not a curated record.